CAUUCUCUUGCAUUCUUUUAGGAAAGGGCGGAUGCCGGAUUAGACCUUCGGAAAGACGAUGGAAAUCCUUAAAAGUUGCGACUCGUGUAAGGCGCGCAAAGUUCGAUGUAACGGAUACCCCGGCCCAUGCCAAAACUGCAUUCGCCGGAAAGCACAAUGCCAUUUCAGCCGUAGAAAGAUACCCCAAAGACGGAAUGUGAAUACCAUCCUCACAACGCCUUCGUCUCCAUGUGGUGAAUCUCCAAGCACCCCUCAGAUUACUGAGAAUAAGCCGCGGUGUCCGCUACCUGAAUUGUAUGUCGAUCGUCUGUUAUCCCAGGCCCGGACGGCCGGGGCUCUUGGAAAUGAGAAACCGUUCUCCGUGAAGGGAAUCGGACUUGUCAUUGGAAACGCUAGUUUAACGUUCUUCUCUGACAAUCGAUUGCUGUAUUUAUCAUCCCGUCUACGAAACGACAGAGUAAGGGAGUUGAUUCAAAGGAUAUCGGCUGUGAUUGGUGUUCGGCUUGGUCAGCAUGCUGAUGUGGUACCGUCAAAUUCCCUAGGGGGUACCAAAGGAAGCCAGAAAGAUAUUUUCACGUUCACCGAUAGAACCGAAGCAAACGCCCAUAUAAAAUUAUACUUCGAGCGGGUUCAUCCUCUCUAUCCUUUUCUUGACCAGAGCGAAUUUGAAGCAAUGGCAUUCAGCCCUGACUUUCCCGGUCGUAUUGCACAGAAUAAAGCACUGUACGCUCUAUACCACGCUGUUGUUGCCCUAGGAUGCCAGGCUGGUACUGGAGGCAGAUUUGAGCCGGGUAAGGGGAGGGCCUGGCAAUAUCUGUCAAGGGCGCUCGCAAUCUUUCCCGACCUUUUCGCACUCCCCGAUUCUCUAGAUGUCCUUCAGGCGAUGACUGCUAUUACUGUAUAUUCACUCAACAUAUCUUGCAUAGCAAUUGAACACUUCAUACUGUCUGAGGCAUCAAGAAGGGCGCAGAAUCUCGGCCGCGCCAACUUAUCAGGCAAGGCACGUACUAGCUAUCAUAGAGCCUUUUGGCUUCUCUACACUAUUGAGAAGAUAACCAAUUUCCAUUUUGGGAGAAAUUCUAUAUUUGUCGAUCAUGAUAUCGUCAUUCCCAUUCCGUCGGUACCAGAUGCAAUUAUGGGAGAGUUGGACUGGUUCCUCGUAACUGCGAGGUAUGCCCGUUUGCUAUCAAAGGCUAUGGCUUCGCUCUUCUCGAUUGCCGGGACGGACGAUCCAAAGACCUAUUACCUCUCUAUCAUAGACCAAUGCGAAGCUGAACUAGAGCAAUGGAGGAUGUCAAUACCUGAUGAGAUUAGGCCAGGAAAGCUGUACCAGACGCAUAGGAUACAAAGUACGAUGCUCCGAUUGGUCGCUCUUCGGAUUCACCUAUUAUACAAUAGUUUUAAGCUGAGCCUUUGUCGAGCGACGUUGCAUCUGGCUGCGAACACAAGUCACGUUGUGAGCCAAGCCCGUCAAGCUGAAAGCACGCGAGCUAUGAUGGAUACAUCGCGCCAGGUGUUGGAGUUGACGGCUUUUAUCGACGUCGAACCAAAUACACCUCUUUGGAUUAUGGCGGGGAUCCCAGUCGUAGCUCUCUUCAUAUUGUUCGAUCUAGUGGUCACGAAUCCGAAGCACGCCGGAACGGGAACGAAUCUGGCUCUUCUUGAUAUGGCCGGGGGUCACUUCAGCAGAAUCGAAUAUGCAAGUGGCGGCAGUCUACCAGGCUCACUCAUCGGGGAAUUUGCGCACAUUGCUCGAGAAUAUGUGAAUAAUGUGAAGAACGAGGACGCGACGAAUCCGUCUGUUGACAAGCAGUCGUUAACAUUGCUGAAGUCACCUCCUACAACUUUCAGCACAAUUAACCGGCCUGGGCCUCAAGCAAUUGGCGAUACCAAGCUCGCCACUGCUGUUAGCUCUCCUCCCCUUCUUAGGCCGACACAGAUGUCAGAUAGUCUUAGUUUCGAUGGUGAUAUUACCCUACCGCUUGACGAUACUCUGCUUUUCCCAAUAAACGACAGGUACUUUGAGAUGGAUGACGAAGUCCCUAUGGGGACCGACAUCAUGGAUCUAUUCAACUCGGCUAUCGAUCCCUUUUUCAACCAGAUAAUGGACGCCGACUUUCAAAACUAAGACCAGGUUUAUCCUUUAGAAUUUAGAUGGGUUCUUUCUAGAAUAGACGCUAGAUUUGCGGGCGCUUCUCUUCAUGCUUCCCCACGUUACCCCGGUUUACAUGACGUGAAGCUUCAUUAAACAGCGCAAGAUAAUUCGUGUAGUGCUACAUAAACUACCUAGUAGUAAAAGCAAGUGCAGAAAUAGCA
Annulohypoxylon truncatum is the source of this 2316-nucleotide messenger RNA. RefSeq lists its product as uncharacterized. The transcript is spliced from 13 exons. Gene Ontology annotation, biological process: DNA-templated transcription; regulation of DNA-templated transcription. Gene Ontology annotation, molecular function: zinc ion binding; DNA binding; DNA-binding transcription factor activity, RNA polymerase II-specific. Lineage: Eukaryota; Fungi; Ascomycota; Sordariomycetes; Xylariales; Hypoxylaceae. The coding region runs from base 59 to 2128 and encodes 689 amino acids. The record is from RefSeq and is a predicted model, not a curated record.